Molecule: messenger RNA, 1257 nt
Organism: Miscanthus lutarioriparius
Lineage: Eukaryota; Viridiplantae; Streptophyta; Magnoliopsida; Poales; Poaceae
Source: the annotation of a GenBank genome assembly
AUGGCUGCGCGGGUGGGCCUCCUCCUCCCGCACGCGCUCCUCGUCUCCUCCGCCCGAGCUCUCCCCACGCCCCGUGCUCGCCUCCCUUAUCCCCCUCCACCCAUCCCUACCUACCGCCGCCGCGCCUCCUCCUCCUCCUCCGCCUCCCGCCCCCGCCGCGCGUCGCCGCGUCUCCUCGCAGUCCGCGCCAUGGCUUCGGGGAACCCCUACGCCGCCGAGCUCUCCGCCGCCAAGAAGGCCGUCACCCUCGCCGCCCGCCUCUGCAAGACAGUGCAACAGGACAUUGUGCAUUCUGGCGUUCAGGCCAAGGCAGACAAAAGUCCUGUCACGGUGGCUGAUUAUGGAUCUCAAAUAUUGGUCAGUCUUGCCUUAAAGAUGGAUGUAGCAUCUGGACCGUUUUCAUUGGUUGCUGAAGAGGACUCCGAAGAAUUGAGAAAAGAAGGCGCUGAAGAAAUUUUGGAAGAUAUUACUGAUCUCGUGAAUGAAACCAUCGUUGAUGAUGGUUCAUAUAACAUUUCGUUUACAAAGGAAGGUAUACUCUCUGCAAUUGAUGAUGGGAAGUCUGAGGGAGGUCCAUCUGGACGACAUUGGGUGCUUGAUCCGAUUGAUGGUACUAAAGGUUUCUUGAGGGGACACCAAUAUGCCAUUGCAUUGGCUCUGCUUGAUGAAGGUAAAGUCGUUUUGGGUGUAUUGGCUUGUCCAAAUCUUCCAUUGUCAUCAAUAAACAACCUCAAUGGUAACUCUUCGGGAGAUCAAGUCGGUGCCCUGUUUUCUGCAACAAUUGGUUGUGGGGCUGAAGUAGAGUCCCUAUAUGGCUCCCCACCACAAAAGAUUAGUGUUUGCUCCAUUGACAAUCCUGUCAAUGCAUCAUUUUUUGAAUCCUAUGAAAGUGCACACUCCAUGCAUGAUUUGACUGGAUCUAUUGCAGAGAAACUUGGUGUCCAAGCUCCACCGGUUAGAAUUGACAGCCAAGCAAAAUAUGGUGCUCUGGCCCGAGGCGACGGUGCCAUUUACUUGCGCUUUCCACACAAAGGUUAUAGAGAGAAAAUAUGGGACCAUGCAGCAGGCUCAAUUGUAGUGACAGAAGCUGGAGGCAUAGUAACAGAUGCCGCGGGAAAUGACUUGGAUUUCUCCAAAGGGAGAUUUCUCGAUCUUGACACAGGCAUCAUAGCAACGAACAAGAACUUGAUGCCAUCGCUCCUGAAGGCUGUCCAAGAGGCUAUUAAAGAGACAAACCAGGCUACCUCCCUCUUGUAG